This is a messenger RNA of Medicago truncatula (barrel medic), 668 nucleotides long. RefSeq names its product cysteine proteinase inhibitor. The transcript is spliced from 3 exons. Gene Ontology annotation, molecular function: cysteine-type endopeptidase inhibitor activity. The record is from RefSeq and is a predicted model, not a curated record. Lineage: Eukaryota; Viridiplantae; Streptophyta; Magnoliopsida; Fabales; Fabaceae. The coding region runs from base 68 to 364 and encodes 98 amino acids.
CCUCUCUUUCCAUAACGGAACAUAUCCAAAUAGAGAAAGAAGUUACAGAAAGAAAAGGAGAAGAAGAAUGGCAACGGUUGGUGGAGUUCGCGAUGUUUCAGGAAACCAGAACAGUCUUGCGAUCGAUGGUCUCGCUCGCUUUGCUGUUGAAGAACACAACAAAAAACAGAAUGCACUUCUGGAAUUUUCAAGGGUGAUAAGUGCUAAAGAGCAAGUGGUUGCUGGUACCAUACACCACAUCACUUUAGAGGUAAAAGAUGGGGUGAAUAAAAAGGUUUAUGAAGCCAAGGUUUGGGAAAAGUCUUGGAUGAACUUCAAGGAGGUUCAAGAGUUCAAGCUCGUCGAAGAUGCGCCUGCGCAGUAAAGCGCUUAACUAGGUGACUAAAGAAUAAAAAUUAUGUGCCCACUGCCCAGCAUGUCUCGAAGGUGAAAAGCCUAAGGAUCAUGUUAUGUAUGGAAUAAAUCUAAACCAUUGCUUUUACUUGUCACGAGUGUUGGAAUUUUAGUUUCAUCACAAAUUAUAUAUGAAUCAAAUUAGUUUCAUGACUGUGACUGUAUCAUAUAACACUCUCCUUGUGUGUGUGUGUGUAUGAGCAUUAUUGACAACCCAAUACAACAUUCAACUUCGAAGUUGUGCUAAUUAACAAUGAAAAAUGAUAUUUAUACAA